AUGCCUCAUGACCAGCGGCAACCAAAAUGGGAAGGCAAGGCUUGUGCAGAGCUACGAAGUCCAAAAGCAGAACAAGUGUGGCCUUUGCUGGAGGACUUCUUUGGCCUACACAAGUGGUUGCCAGCCCUCCCCACAUGCCUUCCUGUGCAAGGGGUAUCCGGGCAGCCAGGCUGCGUGCGCUACUGCGCUGGAGUCAAGACUCCAGUUGAUCUCGAGAGUGACCAGCCGGCGCACUGGUGGUGUAAGCAGCAGCUACUGUCCAUAGACCCAAGCCAGAUGACCUUGAGCUAUUGCAAUAUAGAUGGGAAUAUUGGGUUCAACUCGUACAUUGCGACCAUGCGAGUGUUGCCCAAGGAAGAUGGGUGCAGCAUUGAGUGGAAGUAUGAGGUUGAGCCAAUUGCGGGGUGGACACUGAAGGAUUUGGACAUGCUUAUUGGCACCGACUUGCAAGAGAUGGCUAGCAGAAUGGAAGCUAGCCUUAAUCAAUAA
Molecule: messenger RNA, 489 nt
Organism: Fragaria vesca subsp. vesca
Lineage: Eukaryota; Viridiplantae; Streptophyta; Magnoliopsida; Rosales; Rosaceae
Product: lachrymatory-factor synthase-like
Exons: 1
Coding region: 1-489 (162 amino acids)
Source: RefSeq, a predicted model, not a curated record